CAUUAUAAAUAGCGGUAUUAGAAUUUGCAUUAUAUGCAACAAAUACUCUACUGAUUUAGAAUUUAAUGGGAGCGAUGAAUGGAGUUAUAGUAAGACUUUUUGUGGUGAUGUUGGGACUUGUAAGCCAUGGAAAUGCAGGCAUUACAAGUUCCUACGUUCGAUCUGCCUUUCCAUCUGCUGAUAUCCCUCUUGAUAAUCCUGUAUUUGCACCUCCUCCUGGUUAUAAUGCACCCCAACAAGUACACAUAAUCCAGGGUGAUUACAAUGGAAAUGCUGUACUUGUGUCAUGGGUGACACCUGAUGAACCGGGGUCUAAUACGGUGCGAUUUGGCAAAUCAAAGAAACAGUACGAUUUCACCGCCGAGGGUACAGUAACAGACUUUACUUUUUAUCAGUAUAAGUCUGGCUACAUUCAUAAAUGUUUCUUGAAGAACCUUGAGAGUGACACUAAAUAUUACUACAAGCUAGGAACUGGUAAAUCUGCUCGUGAAUUUUGGUUCCAAACACCUCCGGCCAUUAAUCCAGACGUGCCAUAUAAAUUUGGAGUUAUUGGUGACUUGGGGCAGACGUACAAUUCAUUAUCUACUCUCGUCCAUUUGAGGAAGAGCGAAGCGAAAGCUGUGCUGUUUCUUGGAGAUCUUUCAUAUGCUGAUAAAUAUGAGUACAAUGAUGUGCCUAUAAGGUGGGAUUCAUGGGGUCGUUUCGUUGAAAAUAGUACAGCUUAUAUGCCCUGGUUUUGGUCCGUUGGAAAUCAUGAAGUUGAGUUCUUUCCUUACAUGGGAGAGACAAUUCCUUUCAAAAAUUAUGUUUAUCGCUACCCUACUCCUUAUUUGGCCUCCAACAGUACAAGUCCUCUCUGGUACUCUAUCAGACGUGCAUCAGCUCAUAUUAUUGUGCUCAACAGCUACUCUGCUUUCGUCGUAUACUCCCCACAGUGGUUUUGGCUGCAACAAGAACUCGCAAAUGUAAACCGUGAGGAAACACCUUGGCUCUUUGUUAUCACCCACGCUCCACUCUACAACAGCAAUGAAGUACAUUUCAUGGAGGCCGAAGGCAUGAGAAUAGCCUUUGAGAGCUGGUUUAUUCAAUACAAAGUCGAUGCGGUCUUUUCCGGACAUGUUCACGCUUAUGAAAGAUCGAACCGAUACUCCAACAUUCGCUGCAAGGUAUCGAGUGGCUUCUGCUAUCCGGUGCCUGACAAAUCCGCACCGGUUUACAUCACUGUCGGAGAUGGAGGGAAUCAAGAGGGUCUUGCCACCAAAUAUAUGGAUCCGCAGCCGCAUUAUUCGGCAUUCAGAGAAGCAAGUUAUGGGCAUGGAACGUUGGAGAUAAUGAACAGAACUCAUGCUUUCUUUUCAUGGCACCGGAAUGAUGAUGGCGAACAUGUGGUUGCCGAUUCACUUCUACUGAACAAUCAGUAUUGGACAAGCAAAAAAGUGAAGAAACAUAAUCUGAGGAGCUUUGUUGAUGAAUCAACUAUAUAAUCUAUGAAAUUUGUGAUGCAUUUUUCUUGGAAUUCUGUUGAUUUUGAUAACCGUAAUGGAGAUUAACGUGUGGGUUAGGUCAUCUCUUUGUAUUUCAAAAGUAUGUCCAUGCUCAUCCUUGGGAUAUUAUGCUCAACAUGAACCUACGAUAAUAAAUAUCAUUACUCUCUGCUUUUCUAUA
This is a messenger RNA of Mercurialis annua (annual mercury), 1665 nucleotides long. RefSeq names its product bifunctional purple acid phosphatase 26-like. The record is from RefSeq and is a predicted model, not a curated record. Lineage: Eukaryota; Viridiplantae; Streptophyta; Magnoliopsida; Malpighiales; Euphorbiaceae. The transcript has 9 exons. Gene Ontology annotation, molecular function: metal ion binding; acid phosphatase activity. The coding region runs from base 66 to 1484 and encodes 472 amino acids.